Messenger RNA from Aspergillus welwitschiae, 1526 nucleotides. Its product is annotated as PH domain-containing protein. The record is from RefSeq and is a predicted model, not a curated record. The coding region runs from base 210 to 1418 and encodes 402 amino acids. NCBI's taxonomy places the organism in Eukaryota, Fungi, Ascomycota, Eurotiomycetes, Eurotiales, Aspergillaceae. The transcript is spliced from 3 exons.
UUAAUCUUGCCGACUACUACCACUCACUAUAUAUCGAUCUAUUUUCGUUACAGUGUCUCAAAAGUGGCCGCCGUCCCGGUGUGCCGUCCAGCCGGUAUAGAUAGCGCUAUACACUCCUUCUCUCCGCUCGCGCGCCAUUCGAACUCCACUUGUACACGACAGUUAUUUUCGACACAGACCUUGGAUACUAGCACGACCUUCUUAUAAUCAUGAGUCAACCAAUUCCCACAUCAUACGCACCGGUUGCAGAAGGGAAUCCCAAGGCUCCCGCGAUCCAGCUACCCGAUGGCACCGUUCAGACGUCGGCGCUUCUAGUCCCGAAUAAUCAAUCCGCUCACUAUCGCAGCGGUCACGUCAACUUGGACACUUUCUCGCCCGUCAAUGAAAAUGGGAGCUUUGAAUUCGAUCGGGUCCUGAAGACUGGGAAGGUGUUUCGUCGCGUGAAGCACAAACAUGCAUUUAGGGCCUCCUGGAAACCUGCGUAUCUCGUUUUACGUCCCAAUCUUUUGUCGGUAUACAAGGAUGAGGAGGCUACAAGGCUCCGAGCCUCUAUCACAUUGUCUGAGGUCACGGCAGUUGCGUCGGUCAGGUCGCCCCGAUCCAACCGGCAGUACGUAUUUGGCGUUUUCUCUCCGUCAAAGAAUUAUCGUUUCCAGUCGUCUUCAGAAAAAGAUGCCGAAGACUGGAUUAGACAUAUCCGAUCAGAAACCCGCAUGGAUGAAGACGAAGAGGCCUUCCUCGCCUUAUCAAAGAAUAGCGACACCGUCGGGAACAACAAGCGCCGCAUCUAUGACACCACUGAUCACUCCGAUUUUGAUCAGCGCGGAAGACCAAGCUCGCCGGAAGUCGGGGAUUCAUUGUCACCUACUUACCAUUCGAGGCGUUUUGCCUCGCCUCAUGAUCACUCGGGCAAUGACAUCACGUCAUAUUCGGAAUGGUCCGAUGGGCCUGGGAGCAACAACGGCGUUCGCAUGACUUCGCCUUCCAUUCAGAACCAACCUGCAUCAGUUCACAGCGACGGGCAUUCCUCAAUACCGCGCAACGAGUCCGCAGUCCUUCGUGACCCGGAGAGAGUUGUAUGUAAUGGGUAUCUUCAGUGCCUCAAAAUCAAGGGAUCUAUGCGCCAAUGGAAGCGACUGUGGGUUGUGUUGCGCCCGAAAAGCCUUGGUUUCUACAAAGAUGAACAGGAAUACUCUGCCGUCAAAGUCAUUCCCAUGGCACAGGUGAUUGACGCUGCUGAAGUCGAUCCUAUGUCACGUUCAAAACAUUUCUGUCUCCAAAUCAUCGCAGAAGAGAAGUCGUAUCGACUAUGUGCGCCGGAUGAAGAAUCUCUUGCAAAGUGGCUAGGUGCUUUGAAGAGUAUUCUCGUCGCCCGCAAGAAACUGGAGCCUGCGCCCGGAGCAGCAGGCCUCCGUUAAAAGAUAUCCACUGUAUAACAUAUCCCGGAGCCUUUCGGAUUCCGCCCCUUUUAUACACUCCUUGAAGUUUUCUUGAUUUCACUUGGAUUCUGGCUAGUCUACUUCACU